Molecule: messenger RNA, 4005 nt
Organism: Haliotis rufescens (red abalone)
Lineage: Eukaryota; Metazoa; Mollusca; Gastropoda; Lepetellida; Haliotidae
Product: pre-mRNA-processing factor 39-like
Exons: 14
Coding region: 1018-2796 (592 amino acids)
Biological process (GO): mRNA 5'-splice site recognition; RNA processing
Cellular component (GO): U1 snRNP; commitment complex; U2-type prespliceosome
Molecular function (GO): protein binding
Source: RefSeq, a predicted model, not a curated record
UACGUCCUAACAAUUGAAGGGACAUAACAGCCGUCUGCAAGAAUAUCAAUAAACUCCACACAGUGUCACAAGGAAUCAAUACCCAAUGCUCUAAAUGUUAAGCGCAAUGGUAGGAGUUUAGGUUUAGUUCAAAAUGUCGGAAGAUAUGGGUAAACCAGAAAUGGAGCCAGCUCCACCGAGUGAGGAACUCAAGAAACAGGCUGAUGAUAAUCAAGAAACAGCAAUGGUGACAGAGGCUAAAACUGACGUAGUAGAGAAGGCAGAGAAAACGGAGAAAGAGUCUGAGCUGGACAAGUAUUGGAAGGCAGUGAAGGAGAAUCCCAAUGACUUUACUGGUUGGACAUACCUGCUGCAGUUUGUUGAGCAAGAGGUAAGGCAUGAUAUUACAUACAUGAUAAUAUUCAGUCAGCUUGAUAUGAAUCGCCAUAAGCAUAUACUGUCGAUGUUAUUGUUCCAAUUAUAUAGUGAUUAAAAUAAAUUUAAAAUCAAUAUCUUUUUUCAAGAAAUCCAGCUUUAAUGCAGUUGAGGGUGUGGCACCCAAAAAUGUGCAGGUAUGUAUCCAGAAAUGUUGACUUGGUGCCUGUUUUAGACUCCUGGACAGCCAAGAAGUGGGUAUUUAAGUAUCUGUCCGUAGCAGUGUGUGACAUUAAUAACAGACUGAUGAUUAGUCUUUUCAAUAAUUUCAGUUGGUCAUAACAAAUUGAGAUGUACCUGACAACUGGCUAUUGGUCAGAUGUUUAUUAAGAUUGAAAGAUCAGGGUUUUUUCAUUGUUGCUGUAUAUUAACUGUAGUGUAUGGGUUUGACAUGUUUAGGUUCAAGCACAUGGAUCUAUAAUGACUUGAACUUAAUUGUCACACACUGUUAAUAUAAUGACUAAAUAUUGGUCCUAAUUAAAGCUAGAUAAAUCCUGAUAUUUAAAGUCUUUUAGCAUUUGUCAGUUGUCACUUGAAGUUGUGAAUAUUGGACAAGAUGUAUCCAUGCUUCUCAAUACAUGUAACUUGAAGAUGUUGUGAGCCAUGUUUAUUUCUUUUCCUCAGAACAACUUACAAGCUGCAGAGGAGGCUUAUGAUGCAUUCUUCAGUCACUAUCCUUAUUGCUAUGGUUACUGGAAGAAAUACAGCGAUAUGGAGAAGAAAUUUACUGACGUUGACCGAGCUUUGGCGGUGUUUGAGCGUGGAGUUAAGGCGAUCCCGUUAAGCGUUGAGCUGUGGCUGCAUUACCUCAACUUCUACAUCACUGAGUUUGGGUCUCAUGAAGAUGGGGAGGAGAAGAUACGGAAACUGUAUGAGAGGUCAAUCACGGCAGCUGGCACAGACUUCCGCUCCGACAAACUAUGGGACUCCUAUAUAUCGUGGGAAAACAUGCGACUCAACAAGAAGCUGGUGACACAGUUGUACAAGCGAUUGUUAUCAAUUCCCACACAGCUGUACAGCCAUCACUAUGACAAUUUCAAGAAGCACAUAAUGGAGAACCACCCGAAGGAUAUACUGAGUCUGGAUGAGUUCUUGAAGCUGCGGCAAGAGGUGGUUAAGGCCAGCGUUGUUAAGGUCGAAGACGAGGAGGCAGGCUCUGAGGCCCCACCUGGGGAGGAUGCUCCCCCUGGGGUGGAGGCACCACCUGGGGUAGAAGCUGUUGGGGGGAUGGCUGAUGAAGAUGAAGCCAAGAGGUUGCGGGAGCGGAUCUUGGAAAACCAAGAGACAGUCCACAGACUGAAUGAGGAUGAAGUCAGCAAAAGAUGGACUUAUGAGGAGGCUAUUCGUCGCCCAUAUUUCCAUGUGAAACCUCUUGAAAGAGCUCAGCUGAAAAACUGGCGAGAAUACUUGGACUAUGAGAUAGAAAAUGGAUCCCAUGAACGAGUGGUUGUGCUGUUUGAGAGAUGUAUGAUCGCAUGUGCACUUUAUGAAGACUUCUGGAUGAAAUACGCCAAAUACCUAGAACAGCACAAUGUAGACGGCGUGAGGAGCGUGUACCAGCGAGCCUGUACAAUCCACUUGCUGAAGAAGCCGUACAUUCACCUAUCUUGGGCAGCGUUUGAGGAGAGACAAGGAAAUUAUCCAGAGGCAAGUGAUGUCCUGUCAAACAUUGAGAAAAAUGUGCCAAAUCUUGUAAUGGUGUCUAUGCGGCGUAUCAGUCUGGAGCGUCGCCAGGGCAACCAUGAAAAUGUGGAGAACUUGUACCAAUCCUACAUCACUAAAGCAGCAACACCAGCUAUCAGAUCUUUCUACUCAAUCAAAUUUGCACGCUAUCUCAGGAAGAUUAGGGGUAAUGUAGAAAAAGCAAGAGAAGUCUUGGCAGAAGCUUUGGAAAAAGAUAAGAAGAAUGAGAAGUUGUUCUUACAGCUUCUUGACCUUGAGUAUCAGACACAACCCAUUGAAGAGCAGCGUGUCUUGGAUGUGUUUAGCAACGCUCUCAAGAGUGACCUGUCUGCAGAUUUUAAGGUGAAGGUUUCACAGAAGAGAAUGGAGUUCCUUGAAGACUUUGGCACCUGUAUUCAGAGAAUAACUGAUGCAUAUGAUGAACAUCAAAAGCUUGUGAAAGACCAUAACAGUGAUAGAAAGAAGAAGCACCCGGAUGCCAUAGAUGAUAAUCACGCACCUCCGGAGAAGAAGCAUAAACAUGAUAAAUACAAGUCUGAAACAAACGGCAGCAGUGCAACGGGAGAUGCUUCAAGUCAUCAUUCAUCUGCAGACACCAACACCUACAACUACCAUUGGCCCAACUAUUCAAGUUCAUACCCCGCCUACCACUCUCACUACGGAGCAUAUGGAUCAUACGGCUCCUACUACCCAUCGUAGACGUCAUGCAACAUGUCACGUCAUGUGCCCCCGACUUUCCAGAGAUCAUGUGGUUCUGAAUGUGUGUUUGAUGCUGAGUACAACUGGAGUUCCGGCCUGUGUAACCAGGGACGGAAGACUGCACCGGUGCUUUGGUGAUCAACCAGACGGAUUGCCAAUUCAUUGUCAGACUGUCAAGCUUUCUGUAUAUUUUUGCAGGUGUAUUGGGGUAUCUUCACUUAGUCAACAUACCAUAUACAAUAUAUAUUUCAAUCAAAAAUACCAAAGUUUUCAAAAUAUUUUUGUGAGCAGAAACUUUUGCCUGUAUUAUCAUACACAGUACUGUAGAUGUGAAAUGAUGUUUUAAGACGCAUUUGACAAACUGUUAUGUCCUUUCUGUACAGGAAUAUGUACCUAAAUGAAUCGGCCAUUUAAAGAAUCACUUCACACAUUGAAAAUAUUGACUUGAGGUGUUCAGUUAAGGGAGGAGCUGGAUGGGAAGGGUGGCCAAGUGAUCUUCAGAGCAGAAAUAUGUUGUGCGGAUUUAAGCCCCUUGGCUGUGCCUGGAUAUACUGAACAUGUGUUCGAAUCCCAGAAUCUCCCCGAUCUGUUUCACCAUCCAUAAACUACAACCAGGGUCACUUUGGGCUUUCGUCUCAACAAGCUGACAUACGCUUUCAAGUCGGAAAAGAUGAGUGAUUCUGUGAACUUUUUCUGUUUUGCAUGAAAUUGUAUUUCUUGUCAAUAAUUUGAACAUUUAUUUAUCAGGAAUAUUUCAUUGCCCUGUUGAGAUUUUGAACAUAAUGAACUAUAAGUGAUUUUUUUGUGCAUGGGUUUUUGGUCUGAACACAAUGAAUGUUUUAUCUUGUAUUGAAUUACAUCUUUGACAGUUGGGUUUUUUGUCAAGUAUUGUGGGUUGGGUUGUUUUAAUUUUUUAAUUCUUUCAUAAGUAGACAUGUUCAUACAUUAGUGGGUUUAUGUCUACUGGUCAUGGGGACUGGAAGCACAAGAGACUAACACCGUAAUAAAAUUGCCAGAGAGUUGCAUUCGGAUUCAUGUCAGUCGCACUAUUCAGGCAUAUAACUCAGAUUGUAUUGGAAGUGCUGAUUAGAAUAGGUCUUCAGCAACCCAUGCUUGUUUUAAUAUGUGACCAUGCUUGUCGUAAGAGGCGGCUAACAGGAUCGGGUGGUCAGGCUUGCUGACAUGGUUGAUGCAUGUGAUCGUAUCCCA